AUGGUGGAGACUCGUAGUGGGCGCCGCACCCGUGCGCCCACAGACAGCCGUGCCAGCACGGCUGCAGUCAGCAAAGCCUCGAAACAGACACCUAUUCGGCCCAAAACACCAAAAUCCACGCCGCGCCGACCUCGUGCCUCAACCGUGAAGGCGGUGCCCGAGCCCGUGUCAGAGCCUUCUAGCAAUACCUCGACACCCAAAGCGAAGGCCAAACCCAUUCCUCAAGCUGCUGAGGAGGUUGAUAAGAGGAUCAGCGAAGCAAACGUUGGUUCCCGCUCGCCCUAUCCCACCAAGGUGGAAGCUGCCUCCCGCUCCUCUAGCAGUGAUGAAGCAGAUUCGGCUGUGCGCUCUCCCGAGCCUAGCGAGGUCGUGGUCGCGUCGCCGCCUCGGCAAGUGAAGCUACCCUCCCAGAGCGUAUCACCACGACACCGCGUGAAUACGGAACAGCAAGACCAAGAGAGUCCUUCCGCCUCAAGUGGUGGGAAUGCUCGUUGGGUCGUGGCCGUGCUUGUGCUCAUCAUCGCGGCCGUGGUGUCAGCGCAGUACCCCGGCGCCCUGCUCUCCCUGCUCUCUGGACAUGCCCAUGAGCCGGCACGUCAGACGAGCUCCAUGCUCGACAAGAAGGCUUUUCAGCUUGCUGCCGAGCUGGACAUGCAAUUCUCGACACCCAGUCAUCUCUAUAGCUCGCUCAUGGGACCCGUACUGGCCAACCUGGCUCUGCACGAUACUCACACAGCACCCAAAGUGCCCCUGGUGAUCACCAUCAUCGGCAACAAUCGUUCGAAGCAAAAGGCCCUCCUAAGCGCCAUCAACAAGCUACGGGUUCACAGCGAACCACCGAUCCAGGUGGCCACCAACACCCCGGCAGCACUAUUGCAAGAGCAUCUUGAAACAGCUCUUCGCCGGAAUCCUCGCGCAACCAUCAAUAUUCGGGACAUGUCCAGCAUGAAUGGAGCAUUUGAGCUGCUACAUACUUGCUUAACCGAAAACCACGCUAUUGUGGGUUCAACAUCCACGCGCCAAAGCUGGACGUACCUGGCUGCCUUUCUGCGCCGUUCGAUGGGAAUGGCAGCUUCACUUCCAAACACCUGGCCCCCUUUGACCCGUCAGCUAUCAAGCACAGCCUUGGAGGAACUGGAACAAGCUUGCCAUGAAGGACCGUUCAAGUGUCAGCAAGCACUGGGCACAAUCGCAGCGCCCACGCUGCUGCAAAGCAUUUCGCAGCGCCACGAGGAUAUUCAAGCCUUGUCGCGUCGCCUUCAGACUUUCGUGCCUGCAUUUUGA
Messenger RNA from Monosiga brevicollis MX1, 1284 nucleotides. RefSeq lists its product as uncharacterized. Lineage: Eukaryota; Choanoflagellata; Craspedida; Salpingoecidae. The record is from RefSeq and is a predicted model, not a curated record. The transcript is spliced from 3 exons. The coding region runs from base 1 to 1284 and encodes 427 amino acids.